GCUUCAACUUGCUACCGGUAGUAAUGUCUUCUAUUUUAUUCGCGCUCCAGUUACUUCUUCUCAUCAAAACAUGUGCCGCAAAAGGACCAGCGUCUUCGGUGACCAGCGAAUUUUGUAUACGUUCAGGGGGAAAGAUAUGGCAUACGCCGGCAGACGACUCGGUCGUUUGCGUUUACAAGGUGCAAAAUGAAAAGAGACAACUGGAUUUAACUCCAGAUCACGGUGAACCGAACAGGGUGCCAGACGGGAGUCUGAUGCCAUCAAUUCUGCCGCCAGGUUAUGGUGAAUCAGAUAGGCUGCCAGAUGGAAAUAUAUUGCCACCAUUUCUGCCCUCAAAUUACGGUAAACCACCCACGCUGCCAGAAGAAAGUAUGAUGCCGCCAGUCCUGCCCCCAGAUUACGGUAAACCACACUGGCUGCCAGAAGGAAGUAUGACACCGCAAGUUCUGCCCCCAAAUUACGGUAAACCACACUGGCUGCCAGAAGGAAGUAUGACGCCGCCAGUUCUGCCCCCAGAUUAUGGUGAACCACCCAAGCUGCCAGAAGGAAGUAUGAUGCCGCCAGUUCUGUCCCCAGACUAUGAUGAACCACCCAGGCUGCCAGAAGGAAGUAUGACGCCGCCAUAUUUGCCACCAGAUCGCGGUGAAUCUACUGGACUGUCAGACCGAAGUUUGAUGCCAUCAGUUCUGCCUCCAGAUCACGACGGACUGCCAAACGGAAUUACAAUGCCCCCGAGUCUGCAUCACGGUGGACUGCAAGACGGAAGUACAAUGCCACCAAAUCUGCCCCCAGAUCACGGUGGACUGCCUGACGGAAUUACAGUGCCGCCGAAUCUGCCCCCAGAUCAUGGUGAAUUACCAGAAGGAAGUACAAUGCCACCGAAUCUGCCCCCAGAUCACGGUGGACUACCAGACGGAAUUACAAUGCCGCCGAAUCUGCCCCCAGAUCAUGGUGGACUGCCAGACGGAAUUACAAUGCCGCCGAGUCUGCCUCCAGAUUACGGUGGACUGCCAGACGGAAUUACACUGCCGCCGAAUCUGCACCCAGAUCACGGUGAAUUGCCAGAAGGAAGUACAAUGCCACCGAAUCUGCCCUCGAAUCGCAGUGAACUGCCAGAAGGAAGCACAAUGCCACCGAAUCUGCCUCCAGAUCGUGGUGGACUGCGAGAAGGAAGUACAAUGUCACCAAAUCUGCCUCCAGAUCACGGUGGACUGCGAGAAGGAAGUACAAUGCCACUAAAUCUGCAUCCUGGUUAUGAUGAUGCUCCUAAAACACCUAAUCGAACAAUGUUGCCACCGAAUUCGAAUGGAGCAAACGCUGAAGCCUUCAGUCCAUCUUGGGAAGGAACGUCAGCAAGCCCAGAUGGAACAAACGCUGGAGCCUUCAGUUCACCAUGGGAUGGAACAUCAGCGUUGCCAGCUCCGGGUUAUGUUGAUGUUCCUAAGCUACCUAAUCGAAUAAUAAUGGAGAUAUUGCCACCGAGUCCGACUCCGGGUUAUGUUGAUGUUCCUAAGCUACCUAAUCGAAUAAUAAUGGAGAUAUUGCCACCGAGUCCGAAUGGAGCAAACGCUGGAGCCUUCAGUCCACCUUGGGGAGGAACAUCAGCAAUACCAGAGUCACAUUCGCAAACACUGUCACCCACAUCGCCUCCUCGUACGUAUCCGAGCAACCCAGAUCAUUCUACUGAAGAAGACACGGAAGUGACUAAGCCUCCUGUAGGACCCAUGUCAACGGCGUGCCGAGCUCAAGUCAUGUACCUGCAUAAUUUAUACAGAAUCUUACUUGCUGAAGGGUUGAUCAGAAAUGGAAAACGGGGUAAACCCAAUCUUCCCAAAGCAGCGAAUUUAUAUAGAAUGCGUUAUGACAUGGAUUUGGAAGCAGAAGCGCAAAGAUACGCAAACACUUGUCCAACAGCUCCUUCAUCCGUCUCUUCGAGACCAAAUUCUGGUGAAAACUUCGAGAUCGUGUAUAAAGUCUCAUCCUGCGAGUUUCUGAUCCCGGAGGUGCUAGAAUCUUGGUGGUCACAAAUUGCUUACAGCGGAAUGAAUAUAAAGGUGCCGUACAAUGAUUUUCUAGAUUCCGAGCCCGCUCCUUCGAAAUUUACGCAGAUGGGAUGGGCAGCUACUUACAAAGUCGGAUGCGCUAUGAAGGUUUGCGGUCACGUAACUGUUGUAGUGUGCAGAUACAGACCACGCGGAAACAUACCAAAUGAGUAUGUCUACCGACGAGGAAAUCCAUGUGCCGAUUGCUCGUCUACAUGUAAAGAGGGACUUUGUAACGCUCCUGCAUAACAUUGGGUGACCGAGAUGAACAGUUGCGUUGUUAUCCUGAUGUUCAAUAAAAAAUGAUAAAGUUUAAAUCCAUGA
Cylicocyclus nassatus is the source of this 2366-nucleotide messenger RNA. The record is from the annotation of a GenBank genome assembly. Lineage: Eukaryota; Metazoa; Nematoda; Chromadorea; Rhabditida; Strongylidae.